Messenger RNA from Synchiropus splendidus (mandarinfish), 1150 nucleotides. RefSeq names its product mitochondrial contact site and cristae organizing system subunit 10 (gene micos10). Bases 39 to 266 code for a protein of 75 amino acids. The record is from RefSeq and is a predicted model, not a curated record. The transcript is spliced from 4 exons. NCBI's taxonomy places the organism in Eukaryota, Metazoa, Chordata, Actinopteri, Syngnathiformes, Callionymidae. Gene Ontology annotation, cellular component: MICOS complex; mitochondrion; mitochondrial inner membrane.
CGGAGUUUGACACUUCUAGCUUGCUGCUAACCCUUAGCAUGUCUGCGACGGAGCUGGGGAAAAAGUGGGACCGAUGCUUGGCAGACAGCGUCGUUAAGAUCGGCACUGGACUGGGAAUCGGAAUUGUGUUUUCUGUCCUCUUCUUUAAGCGGCGGACGUGGCCGAUCACCCUCGGCUCCGGGGUUGGACUUGGUAUGGCAUAUGCCAACUGUCAGAAUGACUUAAGGUCACAUUAUGUACAACACACAGCUGCAAAGGAGCCGUAACUACAAGUCUUUGUUCUGUUGGUGGAAGAUUGUGUUUGUCUCCUUGUCGAAAAAUCACUUCAGGACAAUUUAUUUAAUAAAAUGAUCGCCACAACAACAAACAAGUCUUGUUCAUUAUUUGCGUGAGAGAGCGGAGAUGGCCACAAACAAUAAACGCUCUUCAGCACAAACACUCCAGGGUUUAAUUGCGGCUCUGGCGUCAGCGAUUGGAGUCAAGUAUUUUUGCCACCAUGAAUUGCUCCAAUUAUCCUGAAACUUGAGUGGGUUUUUCUGAAAGGCGUUCAGAUGGAAGGAGAGGUGGUGACAGGUAAUUGCCGAAGCAUAAGGUGGUGGGUUCAGUGAUGAUGAAAUGGGUCAGAGGGUUGGCAGCAGCCUGGAUGAGGGGUAGUGAUGGUGGGGAUUAUUGCAUUCUGGAUUAAGGUUUUAGAAUAAAUAUGACCCUUUUAUUUGACUUUGACAGAAAACCUGUACCUUAAUCUGGUACUCCUUGUUUGAAGAAAGUUUGGUUUGAAGAGAGCCUGUGUGAAUGAUUCAUUUCUCAUUGGAAAGAUGAUAAAAUGUCGACUGUAGUUAAGAUGGAAGCCGUAGAUAAUUUAGAAACGGUAUGAAGCACGCGACUGGAAUCUUCAUGAUGCUGCUGGCAUCACCUCCAAUUCCUCACAGGGAGCAGUGAAAGUUUCAGCUCGACGUCUAAAUCCACCAUGACCAAACAUAGAAAAUCACCACCCACACGGGCUUCUGUGAUGCGGAGUUGCCAUGUCGUGGAUGUGAUUGAGGACGCUCAUGCAUCGACAGCUCGAUGCUUUGACACGCACGAUCUCGGUUGCUGUGGCUGGAGUGGCCGGCGUGGGGAUUAACCAGGACGAGCGGCAGAACGAGAAGCA